AUGGCCGCUGGGGAAAUUUCGGAGCGGGCAGUUUCACAGUGUUUGGAAGGUUUCGAUUCGGGGAAUUUCUUCUCCCCUGUACCGGAGUACACCUGCUCGCUCAUACCUCCUCCUGGGGCAUCGCAAGGCGGCGACUCCAGCAGCUGCGACGCUGAAGGCACCACAGACGUCGAGGAGGGAGGUUUAGGGGUCGGCAAGGAUCUGAUGUUCGAGUUGGGCCACCUAGAGAUGUUGGAGCAGUGGAAAGCGUAUGAGUUCUACAAUCUGUAUUCAUGGGAGGUUGGUUUUGGCAUUAGAUAUGGCCAUAGCUACACGAACGAUGAACAUUAUAAGUCAUCGCAGGACCUGAUAUGCCAGUUAGAGGGGAUUGACAAGAGAGACAGGAAUGAUUCAGCACGCUGUGGAUGCAAGGCGAUGAUCCGCCUUCAUAGGACAGAUGACCAUGGUUGGUUUGUGGAGACAAAUCGGCCGGAUCACAACCAUCCGCUGUCUGACAACUGCGGUGAGAAAAUGCAAUGGAACUCACACAAGAGGAUUGACCAAGCAACGAAAGACACCGUCCGCUACCUGAGAGAGAACAAUGUCAGCCUCAGCAAAGUGCAUUGUAUUCUUGGCAGCAUGCACCGUUCUGGUGAUAAGCUCCCGUUCCUGAAAAAGUCGCUCCGCACCGUCUGUCAGCAGAUAGCAUUUUCUCAGAAAGAUGAUGACAUCAAGAAAACAAUAGAUCUCUUCCGGGAUAUGAGGUCUGCGGAUCCAGAUUUUGCUUUCAGGUUUGAUCUUGACCCUGAAGGUAGAAUAAAGAAUCUCAUAUGGACAUCUGGUCGAAGCAGGCGGCAGUACUCAUGUUUUGGCGAUGUAGUUGUGUUCGACACAACUUACACCACAAAUCUGUACAAGAUGCCAUUCGGGUUGUUUGUUGGCGUCAAUAACCACUUCCAGACUGUGAUAUAUGCUGGUAUCCUCAUGUCAGAGGAGACAAUAGAAGGAUUCAAUUGGGCAUAUACAGAAUUUGUAUCUCUUAUGGGAGGCAAGGCUCCGUUGACAAUGUUGACUGAUCAGUGUCGGGCCAUGGAGGUGGCUAUUGGCAUGACUCUUCCCAACACUGUGCAUCGUUGGUGUAAGUGGCAUGUUUUCCGGAAGGCGAAGGAAGAGCUUGGGGGAAUAUAUAGUAAGAAAACCGGUUUCAAGGAUGCCUUCAACAAUGUGGUAAACGAGAUGCUAACUGUGGACGAGUUUGAGAAGGGAUGGGGGCGGCUAAUUGAAGAUUUCGGGCUAGCUGAAAACAGUUUCAUGAUCCGGGCGUUUGAGGCUCGCCACAAGUGGGCGAAACCUUUCUUCAAGGACAAAUAUUGCGCAAGGAUGACUUCAACGCAGAGAGUUGAAAGUGCAAACCACAUGUUGAAGACAUAUGUUCCUCGGAAUUCCUCGAUGAACAAGUUUGUGUCCCAGUACAACAAACUUCUUAAAGAUAGGAAUGAGGCCGAAGAUUCAGAAGAACACAAAAACAAGCAGUGCAAUCGGAAAGAGAGAGGUGGCUGGCCGAUAGAGAAACAUGCCCGUCGUAUCUACACACGGGCAGUGAUGAAGCUUUUCAAAGCUGAGUUGGAGAGGGGACAGAAUUUCAACCCACCUAAAGAAAUAGAUGGCCAGGGUUUAUACGAGUUGGAGCAUUCGUAUGCUCAUCUCCGUCCAAGUUGGGCUCGGACUAAAUUCACGGUUCGUGUUGAGGAAGGCCAGCGUUUUAUAUGUGAAUGUGGUUUGUUUGGGCAUUUUGGUAUUGUGUGCGCGCAUGUCAUUAGGCUAAUGAUACACCUUGGGUUGAAUGAGAUCCCUGACUUUCACAUAAUGAAGCGGUGGACAAAAGCUGCUAGGGACAUUUUGGGUCCAGGUGUUGAGGGCCCUGUAGAUACGGAGCUGUCAUUGCCCAAGUCUUUCCGUCACAACAUAAUUUACAGUUUGAAAAACUUUGUAAUUCUCAUCUGCUUCGUUAUGGCGGUUGACAUAUGA
Molecule: messenger RNA, 2007 nt
Organism: Lolium perenne
Lineage: Eukaryota; Viridiplantae; Streptophyta; Magnoliopsida; Poales; Poaceae
Source: RefSeq, a predicted model, not a curated record